Lingula anatina is the source of this 6843-nucleotide messenger RNA. RefSeq lists its product as uncharacterized. Gene Ontology annotation, molecular function: protein binding. The record is from RefSeq and is a predicted model, not a curated record. Lineage: Eukaryota; Metazoa; Brachiopoda; Lingulata; Lingulida; Lingulidae.
UAUAAUACCCUCCUUUUGUUGUAUUCAUACUAGAAUUUUCAUUAUGCAACAUCUUCGAUCGUCAUUCUUGGAAAGCUAAAAAUAGAACUACAAAAAUUCCAUGUUCACAUACACGCGGUGCCGCCUAUUUAACUAUCAGUUCCCACAUACAUUCCAGACCACUUCGCUGACCACCUCAAGUCAACCUGGCGACAAAACUACAGAGAGGAAGAGAACUUAAAGUGAUCAUGAAUUAGAAAUUGAAAGAGGGCGAUAUACAAAACCAAAGAAGCCAAUUGACAAAAGGAAAUGCCCCCACUGCGACUCAGUAGAAGAUGAAGCACACUUUUUUCUAGAAUGCAGUGAACACAGAGUCGAACGGGAAAUACUGUUCGCUUCAAUACCAGAGUGAAGCAAACUUAGGACGGAAACUCAGAUAAGUUGCCAUGGGAAAUAGUCCGUCUCAAAAUGAAGCACUAUGGGCAGCAAUAGCCCGACAACCGUCCAGGGUUCAACAGGUGCUGAACCAAGGUAGAGCAGACCUGACCGAUAUGUCACCACCACCGAAGUAUAACCUGCAAGGCAGUCCUCUCCAGGCUGCUCAAAAAAUGAAAGAAAAGUAUAUGAGUACAUCCAUGACCAACUUGGUUCAUGUGUACGACCAGAUUAUACACCUCCUGGAAGGAGCGAUGGAUGAGCAGAUCGUCGAGGCAGUUAAAAACGGAAACAAAGAGCAAUUAGUCAAGUUACACCGAGCAGGAGGCGACAUAUACCAAGUUAGUAAACCAACAGUAAGUGGUUUGAAGAUGGGCCUUCUUGAAUUGGCGGCAACACUACCAGGAGACAGAAAUAACAUCGUGGAAUAUCUGCUGAGAGAAGACCCACAGAAUGCAAAAGCCAUAACUUUCUUUGCAACGGGCCAGGUGGGCCUAAACACAGUUGCUCAAAACGCUGGAAAUCCUAACGUUGCCAACGCCAUUUACUAUGCCAUGGGGCGAGCUCUCAUCCACGCGUCUCAGAACGGACAAUUGGACUCGGACGCGGUCACAAGACUUGUAAAAGUAUUUGGGGUCGACGUCGACUUCCUGGACGAAGAACAAGACAGAAGCACACCUCUGAUGUAUGCGGUACUCGGAAAGAAAACAGAUCUUGUAAAAUUGCUUGUGGAUGAGGGUGCAGAUCCAGAAAUGCAGAAUGACAGAGGACAAACGGCAAUGGGGAUCUGCAGACAUUCCGAGACCAGGAAUGCUCAGAUUGAAACCAUCCUCAAGAAUGCCAUAACCAACAAACACAUAAGACGAGCAGUCAUGGAAAGUGGUAUGACCCUCACAGUGGCUGAUCUACAAGAAAGCUGUCCUCAAGGUUUCAAUGUUAAUGCUGCUGAUAAGGAAGGUAACAGUUUGCUGUGCUUAACCAUCAUCCAUAACUGCUCCAUGGAUAUUCUAACAACACUCGUUACCUCCUACAGCGCUAACAUUAACCUGCAGAACCACAGCGGUGAAGGACCGGUGGAGCUUGCCGUAAAAAGUGACAGACCGGACGUGUUAGAGAUGCUUCUUCAGCACGGAGCAGACAUGAAAAGACCGAGGUGGACGCUGUUAGACUUUGCCAAAGAUCACAAUGCAUCCGAAGAAGUUUGUGCCGUUAUCAAAACUGAAGCCAACGCACGACUGUGGAGAUCGGUAGACCAGGGGAAAGAAGAUAAUUUGAAAGAAUCUCUUCUGGUUGGGGCUGACAUAAAUUUCUGUUACCACAGCGACGACCAUAGGAACGUAAUUAAUGGUUGGACUCCGCUUCACCUUGCUGUGGACCGCGAAAACGUUGACAUACUGAAGCUCUUAUGUGAAAUGAAAGCUGAAAUCAACAAGGGCGAGGAAAAAGGGGGGAAACCGCCGCUUGCUUUUGCCAUAGAAAGAGGUAACUUCCAAAUGGUCCAACUACUUCAUCGAUUCGGCGCUGAUAUCCACAGGCAGUGCAACCAUGGCAACACACCUCUGAUAUAUUCGGCUAUUGGCGGCCAUGUACCAAUCUUGCACUUCCUGUUGAAACUUGGUGCAGACGAAAAUAAGCGAAACGUGGAAGGAAAGUCAGCGCUAGACGAGGCUAUUCGAGGCAAUCAGGAUGACAUCGUCAACACACUAAACGAGCUGGACUACGAUCAUUCUCUUCCUGGCAAAACAGAGAGAGGCCAUUCCAAGCCCUCUGAUUCGGUAGAUGUUUGCCCCCCUGUCACUGUUCCUGAGACACGGAUCAUGACUUUGCCCAUGAUUCCACUUGAGUCUGGAUUCCGAAAAGUUGCCGGGGGGCUGCUUGGGACAACGCUGAACGAAAAACUAAUGGAAGCAGCCCAACGAGGCGAUUACGACAACGCAGCCUUGGCCGUUGCCGAUGGCGCUGACAUUAGAUACCGAAACAAGAGAGGACACACAGCAAUGGAUGAAGCGAGAUUGUCUGCCGAAAAGUUUAGACAAGAAGCUAAUCGACAGACUGACCCAAAUAUGAAAACUUACAAGAUAGGCCAAUACAAUAUGUGCCUUCAAUGCUCUGAUCAGCUGGUUCGAAUACUUGUGAACGGUCAACUAAUUAAGGCAGUACAACGUGAGACCUUAGAAAGAGUGCAGACUCUACAUAAGGUCGGUGGCAACAUCAACCAGUGCUCGGACACGAUGCCUCUUGGGCUGGUCGGGAUCCUUUGCCAAAGCCAGGACAAACCUGAAAUACUGAAUUACCUAGUUGAGUGUGAUCAAACCAAUUUGCGUACCCUAUGUGUCACUGAUCAAAACCAGAAGUCGCCGCUAGAUUACGCAAAAGAAAGGGGUUUUACUCGCCUUGAGACAUACAUCGUCGGCCGUUUAGGCGUUUGGUUGAAGGCUGCUGUAAAGCAAAACAAAGCUGAAGAUUGCAUGGUGUUGUUACAACGUGGUGCGGCACCAGAGAUAGCAGACGGCAAUACGUCGUCGAACAUCGCACAGGCCGUGCUGCAAGGAAAUUUAGAAAUGGUGAAGCACUUGGUAACUUAUGGGGCUGACCCUGGUUGGAUAUUUCCUGAUGGAAAGUCCACAGUGACAGUUGCACAAGAGAAAUGGUCCUUUGAUAUAGCCGAAUAUCUUAAACAAAAAAUGAAGAACAAACAAGUCAGGGAAGCAGCAAGACAAGGAGAUGUUGAGGCCGUUAUGAGACUGCAUCGUGAAGGGGCCGAUAUAGACGAAUUGACCUACAAUGGCAACACAGCCACAAGAAUCGCUGUUCAAUCAGGAAACCUUCGACUUGUGCACUACCUGUUGUCCCACGGAGCCUCCCUUUUUCACAGGUUUAACGCCACCACUUUGGUGAAGGAGGCUGCGGACCUUGGAAACACAGACAUGGAAGAAUACAUCCGCCAUGUUGGACAACGUCGGUACCACGAAGCUUUGCGCCACGGGGACAUCAAUGAAUUAAAAGCCAUCUUUUCCCUCCAAGGUAUAGACCUCACGACACUCCCCGACGGGGAAACUGCGGGGACUCUGGUCACCAAAAACAACCAUGGAGAGGAAGUCGCCAGGCUGCUUAAAGAGCACGGAGUAGAAUUUGUUACCAAAAACGACAAAGGCGAAUUCCCGCUCGGCUUAGCGGCCCAAAAUGGCGACUUUGCCCUGGUGAAGUUUCUGGUUCGAGAGUGCGGUGUCAACAAAGCAGAGGUUGACAGACAUGGAAAAACAGCUGCCCAGAUUGCCCGAGAAGCAGGGUACACCCAAACAGCACAUUUUCUCGAGACUGAUGAGCUUCCCGAAGAAGAAGAAAUUGAGAAAGAAAAACCGAAAUUCUCGGAUGCGGAAUUGAUCAAUGCCACGAAGAAAGGGAAUAUGAAAAUAAUUGACGCCUUCAUAAAGGAGAAAUACCAGAACCGCCUGAGAAAGAUAAAGAUUUGCAAACAACUGAUAUACGAGGCCACUCGUAGAAAUGCACAAGAGAUAUUGAAAAAACUGAAAGACCAUCUUAAGGAGCUUGAAGAGGAUACUUCAGAACGUAAGCUGACUGGCAGCAGAAAUGUACAGAAGAUAUUAGACAGCUUUCUGAAUGGAAUGGUAAAGCGCUUUGCCAACGUUGACAACAUUGACGACAUUGAAGAUGAGAGUUAUUUGAGCAAUAUCAGUCAAAAGGUCAAAACUAAGACUACCAUGUUGUACACCGACCCAACAGAAGCUAUCGCAGAUGACGCUGAAAAGCUCUUCGAUCGUGCCGACGAUGUAAACCAGAAAAUGGCCAACCUGGAGGUGACGCGAGAGAGUAUCUAUACGGAAAUCACUGACAGAGAGGACAAGGCCAAGAAGGCAGUCACGCCGCGUGAAAGACUGAAACAUGGCGCAGAGCUAGAGCUGCUCAAGGAGGAGAUGGUUCAAGCGCAUGCAAUGCAAGCAAUAUUAACGAUUGAACAAGCAGCUAUUAAACGCAAGCAGCAAGCCAAUGAAAGGUUCAAAGAAAACAAAGGAGAAAAGUAUGUCUUUUUCGAAACAUUUAGAUCAAAGCUGCACACAUGGCUUGCUCGAUGUGAGGCUGCCUGUGGUGGUAUCAAAACUAAAGACGGAGGAUCCACAGUGGAAUUGUUUGGAGAAGACGAAGAAGUCGCUGAUCCAGAAAAACAUUCUAAUCAAUCGAUUGUCGCAGCUCUCAAUGCCAUGAAGAGCAGAGCAACUAGAGCCAUUCAAUUUACAAGACCGAAAGGAAAAAAGGAGGCAAAGCAGAUCGACUUCGUCGUCGUCAUGGCAGAGUUAGACAGGACAAUCACCAAUGCGGCGUUCUAUUUGACGCUGUGUUAUGCUGAACAAAUAAAAAUCUUACAAGGUGCCGCAGCGCUGAACAUCAAUCCACAAGACAGAGCUCAUAAUCCGGUAGAGUACUUGAGUGACUACUGUGUCUCACACAUCAUGACUUCUUUCAAGCGAGGAGAGUUUGGCAAUCCAAACAGCCCACCCAUUCAACUGGACAUGGUGCUCUACGAAACCAUCUUCCUCACAACCUUUGCCAACCCAGACAACGUCCACCAGACCUUAAUCGAGCGUGCUUCGCGGUGUGAAGUAACUAUUCACCAACCAAGAGGUGCCCGGCGGUGCCCGCUCUUGUACUUACUUCAAAAGGGAGGACUUAGAAGCAAAGGCGGAACAUCGUAUACUAUUGACGAUACCGAUACCAACAACUGUGGGUUCUACUGGGUAACGGACAGUCUAGCCGCUAACGUUGAGAAAUUCUGGAGAGAAAAUGGAGUGGCUUUUGAUAAAACAGAAGGAGGGGAUGAAUGUAUUGAUCUCUAUAGAGCAGAUGAAAGUGAAACUUCAACUGCUCAGCAAAUCCUAGAGUGGAGAGUCGACACCUACCUCCAAACGGAGGGCAUUACUCGACAGAACUUGGAGAACAGCGCAGUGUCAGCAGAGGAGAGGGCUAAAGAUUGGUUCUACACGAUCAAAGACGACGUGGACACUUGGAAAGCACAAAACAAAACUUGGGAAGAAAAAAUGGAAGAAAAAUUCAAAGAUUUCCAAACAAUGGUCAAUGCAGAAAAUAGUCAACACAAAAAUGAGACGCGUAGCAACAUUAAGAAGGCGGAGACUGAUCAGAACAAUUUCAAGAAAACAAUGGCGUCAAACUUCGCCCAACACAAAACAGAUGUACAAAACAUGUAUGAAAACCAUAAGGCCGCUUUGACCACUCUCCAUCAGGAGGGUAUGGAAAUGCUACAGACACAGUUCGAAACGUUUAAAAACCAGCAGAAGAUGAGACAAGAGGAUUUUGAAAAGGAAAUGAGACGCGACUUUGGGUUUUUGUCAGAUGAGCUUAGACAACAAGUGAACGAGGCCACCAGUCGCAUGGAACAAGAUAUUCAUUCUCUUGGCCAGGAGCUUCAAAGCAGAAUGAAGGUAGUUGAAGAACAGCAGCAGGAAAUGCACCAAAUGGUUCAGAAAACUCUUCAAGACAUGCGUGCUGAACAAAGAAAAGCAGAAAACGAAAUGCACAAUAAAUACACAGAGCAUGACACCUCGAUAAAGCUUGCAUUGGACCGCCAGACAAAGACAAACGAAAAAAUGGAAAAGGCACGGAAUGCUUGGGAGAAAACUGCUGAUGGCAAACUUAGAAGCUUCGACGACAAACUCUCACGGUGGAACAAAAAUUUGGAGACCAAAAUACAGAAGGUGCAAGAGGCAAUCAAACAUAACAUUGACAUGGCCUUGAAGAAUGCUGGGAAUAAUUUCAACGGCUGAGAUUUUGAAAGGAUUUUAUAAACUGGCUAUUUGUAACUUACAAAUAAUCGUCAUACCUAAAAAUUUGCCUUUGUGUGCGUCUUUCCUUACGUUUUGUUUGAAUUCGAUCUGUACAUAGAACAUAUAACACGAUAUUUCCAGCACAUCAGUGGAGCCCGUUAUCUAAAAUAACAUCUAAAACAGGAAGUGUUAUUAUCAGAACUAACCACCUCAAAGAAAACAUAAUUACAUCAGCUUUAUAAGUGUUCUUUCAUGUAGACGUAACUCUGCGGGAUAUUUCAGGUUAAAUAAGUGUGUAAAUAAGUGUGAGACGUUUAUUUGAAUAUAAACAGCCAUCUAGCUAUCUAGACACCUUUUUCACCAUGCAAGUUGAAUUGUUUUAUCAUUUUUUAUCAGAUAAUAUAUUAUUUCAAUUAUAUAUUUUCAUGCAUGAGAUAAAUAUUUUGAAAUAUUUUGUCAUAGAUUUUAUACAAUCACGAGACUUUGUGUCACCUACAGAUGAAAUCCUAAAGAUAACAGGAUGAGCUCAUUUUUGGAGUCUGGGGAUAUAUUUAAUAUUGUCAUUAUUAGAUGUCCACACACCAAGUGUACCAACAUUCCAGAUGUGAAUACAUUUUAUCAAUUUCGCCAU